CAAGCGGAAUUGUCAACACGGCACCGCUAAUGUGCACUGCUGUAAAUAAAGCGUUAAGGCAAUAUUUGUAAUUCCUAAAUGAAGUGGACAGUGAUCCUAUUGUUACUUCUGUAGAAUUUAAGUGAAUUCCGUUCACAAAGUUGACAAUAUUAGAACCGAAUGUUAAGACAAAGUUUAAGAUAAAGCAGAAGUACUUGAGAACUAAAACUAUUGUGUUUGAUGUAGGUAGGAAGGUGGAAAAGUGAAAGAAAUUAAACAUGCUAACAGAGUAAAAUGAGUUUGAUAAUUGGCGAGGGCAGCGGAAACGUACAAGGAAAAAUAGAAGCACUUAAUCUGUUAGAUAAAUAAAAUCAAGUAUUCAAAUACCUCUUAAUAAAAAAACGCCAAAAAAGGAACGGAAGAACGCAACGACAUAUGAUAUAUAAAUUGAACAAAAGAAAUCCCAGAACAGAACGGACGGACGGAAGGGAGGAUGUCGGAUUCAGCGGAGUACGUGGCCAUGCGUAGACGCAUGAGCCGGCUACGCGUCAAGUGUGGGAAAAACGCUUCCAUGGAAGCCGAGGACGCAUCGGAGGGCGGAGACCCGGGAUUCCGUGACCUGGUCAAAUACUGGAAGAAACAUGGCAUCCCCAUACCGGAAGCCCUUCUAUCUGACAUGGCAGAUGAAAAUGUCAAACAAGCCAGAGCCCGUGGUAAGGGCAGACGUCGGUCAAAGGAACUAGAGGACCUUCACUUGUGCGCAUCCACUGGCAAGUUACACACCGAUAAACUUCACGAUGUCGCCGAGGAGGACGACAGUGCCACAAAGGCGACCAAGCCGACUGCAAAGAAACCCUUAUACCGCCGACAAACUGAUGCGCAGAUUGGUAGCAAAACGCGCGAAAGUUCACUUGGUAGCAAACCGCGCGAAAGUUCACUGAAAAAGUCAGGUUCCAAAAGCUCACUUGGUAGUUCCACAAAUAGUCCAAGGACAUCAAAGAAACCGAUUGCAAAGACAAUAUCUAGCAAUAAAUGAUAAAUUUAUAAAUUGUUGUGAAGUAUGUUCAAAAAAGGUUAUUGUUUGUUUUUAUUAUUAUUUGUAUUAUUAUUAUUAUUAUUAUUAUAAUUAUUAUUAUUAUUAUUAUUAUUAUUAUUAUUAUUAUUAUUAUUAUUGUUGUUGUUGUUGUUGUUGUUGUUGUUAUUAUUAUUAUAGUAUACUUAGUCAAUGAUCAGUAUUUGUUUAAUAAUGACCGUCUUUUCAUACGUGUGUUUGAUUAUUUGUGUCUGAUAUCAUUCGUCAUCUGCGUGUCUAUUUAUCACAGAAGGUUAAUUUAAUAGGAAAUAGUAUCACUUUCAUUUUUUAACAUUUAUAAAUAUGGCGAAAUCAAACUCAGCCAAAAAUAACAGGAAUCUAUUCAAAACAAAGUAACUUUAUUCUAUACCUUCUUCGUUAAAAAAAACACAUCUGUUAUAAAACUCGUUGUAAAUUACAUUUUACAUUUUAAUAACACACUAUUUCGUUUACUUACGUCAUUUCAACAAUUCGUAAUGAUACAUUUUAUAACGUGACGUCAUCUGAAUGGAAAUACGGCCGUACGAUAAAAAGUGGAAUACGGAUAAAGGUAGUCAAUGCGAUAUGUAUCAAAGUACUGGAAGCAAUGCUGUAAGGCGCUUUUUAUCAACAAGCAGUGUUACAAAAUAUCCUCGAGGAUGUAUUUCGGUGUAAAAUAAAUACCAUAUCAAGAUGAUGAUCUGUAUGUUCACAGUAGUGGAUAAGGAUAUAUCAAUUAACGGUGAAGGAAGAAAUAUUUUCAAAUGAAUGUGUGUAAAAAUAAUUAUGACUAUUAUCAAAACUGUUACGGUUGUAGGAAACUCUUUUUUUUCAAAUCAGAGCAUCUUCUGUUUGUAUGGAUUAUUAUAUAUGUAAUCAAGUAAUCAUUCGUUGACAUACUGUGGCCGCCAUUUUGUCUAAAGCUAGUUAUAAUAAUCGGUCAAAUCGUACGGAAAAAAAAUGUGUAUACGUUUAAACGUCCAAUACAUUGAUAACGCAACAUAAUGAAGAGAUUCUGCGAUGUAAGUAUAAUACACAUCCUUGGUGUGAGGGCAAUGUUUGGGGGUGUUUUUUAGAGUUUAUUAUACGUAAAAGAACAGUAGCAUAGUAGUUGCAUAUAUUGAGUACCGUGUAAUAACGUGUUUUUUUUCCUCUGUCUCACACCUAAAGGUCACGCUCUGAAAUAACCGAAUUGUCAUUGAAAACAACGACUUAAAAUCAUUGCAAAAUGUCUCCAUUUAAUUGAGAAUGCGGCAGCUGCGUACAGUACUUGUAAAAAUAUGACCAAAAAAUAGUAAAAUGUUUAAAUGAUGAUAAAAAAUACAUGAUGAAUCGAGGGAAGCAACGCGUGACCUACUCGAACUCCCGAGCACUUCGGUUUGGACGAAAAACACACUCGUUACAUUCGGAAAUUUUCAAGCUCUGUAUUCGAGUAUGUCUUUCAUUUGCUUAUGUCGGUUUGCAGCAUUCGCGGCCUGUCGGCAAUAAAAGUAUCUCCUAAACCUACGACAAAAAUAGGUUUUAGCAUAUCAUUAAGUAGUGACUUGGCAUAUAAACCGUGACGGUAGAUGAAACGGGAAUCUUACUCAUACGCAGUUCUAUUAAAUUGUAUUGAUCGCUUUAUGUAGAUAUAUAUUUUAUUUUUUUCUUAUUCGAUUAAAAUGAAACUGUGGUAAAUAAUAAAUAUUAAUAUUAAUAUAGUGUUUAAAGUGAAUCAAAGUAGU
Mya arenaria is the source of this 2754-nucleotide messenger RNA. RefSeq lists its product as uncharacterized. NCBI's taxonomy places the organism in Eukaryota, Metazoa, Mollusca, Bivalvia, Myida, Myidae. The coding region runs from base 473 to 1015 and encodes 180 amino acids. The transcript has 3 exons. The record is from RefSeq and is a predicted model, not a curated record.